GAAUGAGCAGUGGCACAACUCCCAACCAGCCUACACUAUCCUCGAACGUUCUCUCAGACAGGAUCAAAUUGCCUGCCAGGCGCUGUUCAGGGCUUAAAUGCCCCACGAGCGCAAUUAUUUGGUUAAAAAAAGUGUGCGCUUUUACGUGUAGGAGCAAGCAUGACCAGAGAUUACCAGGGCGCGUAGGAUGUUGGCAAAGCUAGGAAACGUGCGGACAGACUUGUGCCACUAUCGUAUUUAAGUCGGUGACAAGAGAGGGAGGGGAGCAAGUGCUAGACAUUCUUCUAAGCAUACAGUUCUAGAUUACGGACUAAAGGGAGACACGAUAACCUUUUUGGCACCAAACAGGAAUUACGGUGGUUCCUCUGCAGACUGCUGUUUGGACUGCCUACAUUGUUCACCUUGCAAAUGAGAGCCUAGUUUUGGAAGGAUAAACUCAAACAAACUAUUUAACUUGGAGUUAUUUGAUCUUUCCUGAGGAAGUCAGACAGUGAAACAUAAUUCAAGAUGGAGAAUAUGGAAGCUGGGAAGGAGAAGAAGGGAGUGACCUGUUACCUCCUCUACUGCAUCACUACAGCCGUCAUCGGCUCCCUGCAGUUCGGAUACAACACUGGAGUCAUCAAUGCCCCUGAGCAGAAACUGAGACGGUUCUUCCAGAAUGUGUCCAUGGAUCGUUAUGGAGAACCCUUCUCCUCUGGGACUAACACCAUGGUUUGGAGCUUCGCUGUGGCCAUCUUCAGUGUGGGAGGCAUGGUUGGGUCCUUGUCUGUGGGGGUCAUGGUGGACAGGUUUGGGAGGCGGAAGUCCAUGCUCCUGGCCAAUGUGCUGGCCCUUCUGGGUGGAACUCUGAUGGGUCUGUCCAGCCUGUGUAAGUCCUUUGAGAUGGUCAUCAUUGGCAGGCUGGUCAUUGGCGUGUUCUGUGGCCUGUGUACGGGACUGACACCCAUGUAUGUGGGAGAGCUGGCCCCCACGCACCUCAGGGGGGCCUUCGGCACCCUCCACCAGCUGGGAGUGGUCAUUGGCAUACUGGUGGCACAGGUCUUUGGUCUGGAGUUUCUGCUGGGGUCAGACUCCCUGUGGCCCCUCCUGCUGUCUCUGACGGCCAUCCCUGCUGUGGUGCAGAGCAUCAUGUUGCCCUUCUGCCCAGAGAGCCCCCGUUACCUCCUCAUCAGCCUCAACCAGGAGGAGGAGGCUCGCAAAGCCCUGGUGCGUCUGCGUGGCUGUGAGGACGUAAGUGAUGACAUCCAGGAGAUGAAGGAAGAAGGGAUGAAGAUGGGCAUGGAGAAGAAGGUCACUAUUCCAGAACUCUUCCGCUCGCCAGCCUACCGUCAGCCAAUCAUCAUCGCCAUCAUCCUGCAGCUCUCCCAGCAGCUCUCUGGCAUCAACGCGGUAUUCUACUAUUCGACAGGUAUAUUUGACACUGCCGGGGUGACUCAGCCCAUCUAUGCCACUAUAGGAGCUGGGGUGGUCAACACUCUAUUCACAGUGGUGUCUCUCUUUCUGGUGGAGAGGGCAGGACGAAGGACCCUGCACCUUAUCGGAUUGGCUGGAAUGGCUGUCAGUGCUCUGCUCAUGACCAUCUCCCUCUCAUUGGUGAAGACCAACCCGUCUCUGAGCUACCUGGCCAUCGUGGCGGUGUUUGCCUUCGUGGCCAGUUUUGAGAUGGGUCCGGGUCCUAUCCCAUGGUUCAUAGUUGCUGAGUUGUUCUCCCAGGGGCCUCGGCCUGCAGCUAUGGCCGUCGCCGGCUGCUCCAACUGGACUGCCAACUUCCUGGUCGGGCUGGGCUUCCCCAAACUGGAGGAGCUGUGUGGUCCUUACGUCUUCAUCAUCUUCAUGAUCUUCCUCAUAUUCUUCAUCGUCUUCACCUACUUCAAAGUCCCGGAGACCAAGGGGCGGACCUUUGACGACAUUGCCAAAGGAUUCGCCGGCACUGCAGGAGCCCAAUCUCCUCCCCCAGAGGGUAUGGUCACCCUGCCCGUCUCCCCGACGACGGAGAAAGUUCCAAUGGUUGAGUUUCCGACGGAAGAGAAGGAGAAGAAGUGAUCGUCAGCGAAUCCGUAGACAGUGGAACAGUUAGAGAGCAGGGUUACAGGGUUAGACAAGCCCCUUGUGCAUAGAUACUGUAAUGUAGUUUAAGUUACAUUUUUUUUUCUCCAUUUGAGGUUGAAUGGGACUUUUAAAGUGCAGGACUAGAGAUAUGCACUGUUAUGGAAAGGAGCUUCCAUAUGAAAUAGCAGCUUAGUGUCGGGUGUAUGUAUAAUGUGUGUUGGGAAUAGGGUUGGGGAUGAUAAUGCAGGCAUCAUGAGAGUGCGUGUCAAAUAGGAUUUAUGUUUACUGUGUGUCAGUAUGUGUGUGUGUGUGUGUGUGUGUGUGUGUGUGUGUGUGUGUGUGUGUGUGUGUGUGUGUGUGCGCGCGCGCGCGUGUGUGUGUGUGUGUGUGUGUGUGUGCCUUCAGUCAUUUUCUUUUAAACUGCCUAAAGUAUUUAUUACUGUAAGUUAUUAAUGAUCAUUUGUAAUGAUCUUUUACCAAUGCCCAAGUAAUUUAUGACAUUUAUUUUUAGGUGACUUACCUCAUAGAGGUAAUCAUUAAUUAAUCAAUGACAAUUUUUUACGGUACUUUUUAAUGAUUGACAUUACAAUAAAAACAUUUAUAGUAUUAGCAUUUAAGAGGAUAAACAUUCCAACAACAUUCCAACAAAUCUCUCUGCCUGGUGUAUCCUAACCUAGCCUAUCUGUCUCUCUGCCUGGUGUAUCCUAACCUAGCCUUUACUUCUCUGGAGCCUGACCUUGAACUGUCACAGAGACUCAACAGCACGAUGUGUCUCUCCAUGAACUCUGCUUCAGCUAGAACACUGGCCCACCAAUGGCUCACCCAUAUCUGUGGCUUCUGUCUGCCUCAUCAGACUACAUACAGUAUACGCUUCCAAUGCCUGGCUGGCCUAUCAUAGCUAUGCUAAUGAGGCGUUCAGUAGUAAAAUGUAUUCAAAUCUCCAAAUAGUACAUCAAACAUAGAUUCUGGGUUUGGCCAGUAUGAUAGUAGAAUUAUUUGACAGCAUGAUAACAGUCUCUUCAAGACAGUUUGAUUGAGAGAAUGUGUGGAGGAACAUUGAAAAAUCUAAGAUGUACUCCAACUCAUGGGGCAGCAGGUAGCCUAGUGGUUUGAGUGUUGGGCCAGUAAUCAAAAGGUCGCUGGAUAGAAUCCCCAAGCUGACAGGGUAAAAAUCUGUCGUUCUGCUCCUGAACAAGACAGUUAAAUAAAAAAAUGUAUGUAUCAGAUAGGGGUAGAGGUAAUAUAUGGAGCAAAGCCAUUCAACCCCUUUUUAUUUUACCUCUAUUUAACCAGGCAAGUCAGUUAAGAACAAAUUCUUAUUUUCAAUGACAGCCUGGGAACAGUGGGUUAACUGCCUGUUCAGGGGCAGAACGACAGAUUUGUACCUUGUCAGCUUGGGGGUUUGAACUCGCAACCUCCCGGUCCAACGCUCUAACCACUAGGCUACACUGCCACCCCUAUGGAACAAUGACAUGCAACUAGUACUUGGAAAUUCUACAUUGACCUCAGUAUGAUGUAUAGUGGCUGCACAGUUUUUGGAGUGAGAUCUAACAAUCUAACGUGAGCUGUGUUUGCUUUUAUAUAUCAUAGAAUAGAAUUUAUCAUAGACUAGAUCUGAAUGUGAAUUUCUAGUCAUUUGAACAACCUACCAAGUGUGAAGUAUAUGAUCACAGACAAUAUAUGAUUUGUUAGGAACAUAGAUUUGUUAGGAACAUCCUGAAAAUAGUUGUUCCAACAAGGUGUCUAUGUUAAAUGAGAGUAUAUACCAACCCUGGAGUAAUAGUAUUUAUUGUGACAACAACAGUGUGUAAAAAUCAUGACAUUUCAGUGGUGUAAUACUGUAUUGUGAUUGUGGAGUCUUGUGUAGGUUUUGACCAGGUUAGUUGUUGUUAUACAUGUUUGUAAGUUAUUUCUACUAUAUUGUAGCUAGUAUUCCAUAAUGAUGGCAAAUAUCUUCUCUGUGUCUCAUACAGUAUCUACUAAUGCAUUUUGGUUGUGUUAUUACUCAUGUGAUGUUGUUACUCAUUGAUAACUGAGCACUUUUCUACCUUUUGGCCUAAAACAACAUUUGACCUAUCAUCACUUUGGCAAUCUAUCUUUUCUUCGAUGGUUGUGAAUGUGGUGUGUACAUAUACAGUAUGUUAAUAUGUGUCUGUUACAAAAUACAUUCCUGUUAUGAUAGCUUUCCUCAAAGUUUUCAUAACUCAUUUCAUCAUUUUUCUGGCACUGCUGCUUGCACUCUGCACAUACUACUGAAUGUAACUAUGGUGAUAUACUCUACCAUUCGCUGCCAUACAUAUUGUGCUAACAUGAUGUUAAUGUGUAUAUUAUGAAUGCAAUGGUUCAAUGGGCGCUCUUGUUUAGUAAUUAAUUGUCUUAGUAUGUAAAUGUUCCACUGUACAGAAGAAUUUCUUCUUCUUAAAUAAUUACAUUUCUUGGUCCAAUCCUUUUUCAUUUUAAGAACCUAGAAAGUUAAAGACUAGCCUCCCUCCUCGUCCACUGUACAAAUCCUGACGCCCCACACCCCUACAAAAUCCCCAGUGUGUAUGAGAGAGAGAGAGAGAGAGAGAGAGAGAGAGAGAGAGAGAGAGAGAGACUGUAUAAAUUAGUGUUUUUUUUUCAAGCUUUGAGCAACUAAAAUAAAAUAUGUUUUUAUUUUAAAGGGAAUCUGUGACUAUAUUUUUGAGCCAUUGAAAAAUCAGAAGAGUCUUAUAUUCUCAGUUGGGGUUUUUUCUUCCUCAAAGACAUAAAGUCACUUUCCUUGUAUCUGUGUGUGUAUAUCAACAUCACUGUAUGUAUUCUGUGUGUGUUUAUUCUAUGGUUAUUUCUGUGUUCUUCUUCUUGGUGGAAACUACAUUUCCCACAAUACAACACAAAACCUCCUCUGCCUUGUAGAAUUCACUAAUCACUGUAACAACGUAAUGACGUUUGACCUGGAAAUAAAGCCACGAGUGACCAUA
Messenger RNA from Oncorhynchus masou masou (cherry salmon), 5009 nucleotides. RefSeq names its product solute carrier family 2, facilitated glucose transporter member 3-like. NCBI's taxonomy places the organism in Eukaryota, Metazoa, Chordata, Actinopteri, Salmoniformes, Salmonidae. Bases 508 to 2043 code for a protein of 511 amino acids. Gene Ontology annotation, biological process: dehydroascorbic acid transport. The transcript is spliced from 11 exons. Gene Ontology annotation, cellular component: plasma membrane. The record is from RefSeq and is a predicted model, not a curated record. Gene Ontology annotation, molecular function: D-glucose transmembrane transporter activity.